Messenger RNA from Closterium sp. NIES-67, 8633 nucleotides. The record is from the annotation of a GenBank genome assembly. Lineage: Eukaryota; Viridiplantae; Streptophyta; Zygnematophyceae; Desmidiales; Closteriaceae.
UUCCCCAGAAGCAAGAAACUUAGGAUGUGGCUAGUGGGGUAAGGCGGUCUAAGCUACUCGCGUGUUCUCAGAGCCACACUAUCUCGUGUAGCACGGGCCGUCAGUAAUACAGUACUGUACCUACAUCCCCCCCACCGACUCACGACUGGAAACGCGGCUCAGCGACUCCGCGACUCACCAGAGAUCCAGCCGCGAAACACCACCGCAGCGCAACCCGCCGUCCGACGGACGACUCGUUCCAUUCCCGCGCAUUCUCACCUCCGCUCCCUCCUCCGUUCCCUAAGCACCUGUUGAACCCAGUAGGGCUCGCACGACUGCCAUCCAUGGCGCAGGCCCGCGCUAACUCUUGAUUCGUCGACUCUUUACCCAUCCAUCCAUCCAUCCAUCUAUCCACGCAGCCCAGUAGUACUUUCAGACCGUACCAGGUUCGGAAGCAGCUGACGUGUGAGGAAUCUAAACAGUCAGUAAAAAACCUUCGAGGCCUUGCGUCGUCCAUGUAGCGCCGUUAAUAGUUCCUUCGGUGCCGCGGCAGUCGGAAUGUGCUACACGCUGUCCGCCGGCAUGAUGCCGCCGUCAACUCGCCCGGGCCGUGGCCGUUAACGGAGUGUAAUAGCAGACGGUAUCCGCCACUGACAAUGGCGUCGGAAUCUGCGAGUUCCGACGAGUUGCUUCGAGUUGCUGCUGUCAUCCGUAACGGUCAGCAGCACUCGCCGUCGCCGUCGCCGUCGCCGUCGCCGCUAGUAGUACCUUCGCCGCUGCUUCCGCCACCGCCGGCGCCGCCGUCGCCGUCUGCAUCUCUAGACGUGAGAGGCCGGUGCGGUUACUGUACGGGAGAGGCUGUUACCGGCAUAGGCGGAAAGGGGAGAGCGGAGGGCGGAAGCAGAGGCGGCGGAAGGAAGGGGAGAGAGAGCAGAGGGGGCUGUGGGAGCAGCGCUAGUAGUAAUUGCAGCAGUGUUAAUAAUAGUGAUAUAGAUAGUAGUGAUGUAAAUAGUAGUACUAUAGAUAGCAGUGCUUUUAUUAGAAGUACUUCGCGCAGGAGUAUGAUUAUAGAGAGCGGUGCUACCAGGAGCAGUGGGGCGGUAGGUAGCUAUAGCGGAAGCAGCAGCAGUGCUAGUAGCAGUGCCAGCGCUGAUACUUGCGUGGUGCCAACGAUUGCGUCUAGUAUAGUUAAGGAGCGCGCUGGUCGUUCGCCCGGAGGCAGCAAUGCCGAAGCAGCUUGUAGCGAGUCAGUGGCGCAAAAGCGACCCUAUUCCAGGCCGAGAAACGGCAGGUGUGGCAGCGGCAGGCGUGGCAGCAGCAGGCGUGAAUCCCCCAUGUCUCGACAGCAGACCCCAACGGCUGUCAGACCGACUGAGUGUAGACAAUGGGCUGGAGGUUCGCUGGCAGAGAGCGACAGAAAGGGCGGUGGACUAGAGAGCGGUGAUGAGAUCUGUAGACCACAGCCACGGCCGCAGCUGCAGCGCAGACGGGCAUGGCGGAGGGCUCAGCCCGCGUGCUCUGUUUCCUCCUCUUGGCUGUCCUACCUUGCGUCCAUCGCCCUGCUCGCCAUCGCGGCUGCCGUGACCAGCGGUGGGAUCGUGAGCCUACCGGCUACAGCAGCUGCACAGGGCCUUGGGCCACAAACGGAUGUCUUGGUGGCGCUGAAGCAGGAGUGGGGCACGGCAUUCCCAGCAGCGGCGUCGUGGACGGCAGGGGCGGAAUGCUCGUCGCUGGUCGGGGUGACCUGCGACGAGCACAACCAGUUCAUCCUCAGGCUCGUGCUGGAUUCGCAGGGCAUCAGCGGGUCCAUUCCCGAGGUCAUCACCGGGCUUAGCUUCCUCCGAGUGCUAUCCGUCUGGGACAACGAGCUCACUGGCCCCUUACCGUCUUUCAUCAGCGCCUUUGCAUCUCUCUCAGAGCUCAACUUGGGGAGCAACCAGCUCACUGGGUCCCUCCCAGCUACACUGUCUGUCCUCACCUUGCUUCAGACGAUGGACAUGAGUGGCAACCAGCUUGAGGGGCCAGUACCUUCGGAGCUCACCGCGCUGACCGCCCUUCAAGACCUGCGCCUGCAGAGCAAUCGGCUCACAAGCAGCCUGCCAGUGGAGCUUAGCAAGCUGACGGCUCUCAGCAACCUGAUGCUUGACAGCAACUUCUUUUCGGGCUCUCUGCCUGAAUCCUGGACGGAGUUGACUCUGCUUCAAGAACUCCAUGCGUCGCGCAACUGGCUGUCUGGCAGUGUCCCAAGCUCAUGGACUGCACUCAGUAGGCUCAGCGUCCUAGACCUGGGUUACAACAUGCUGUCUGGCUCCUUAUUCGGAUUCAAUUUCCGCAGCAUCCCUAGCCUCGCUCAUCUUCUGUUAAAUGGUAACAGUUUGGAGGGGCCCCUUCCCACUCAAUUCCUCAGCCUCAAAACCAUUGCGCUGGGCGGCAACGCCUUCACUGGCGACUUCCCUGAGUCCUACAGCAUUGCCUCCCUCCAGCACCUCAACAUCAGCCACAACCUGUUGGGUUCCGUGCUCCCAGCCUCCCUAUCAACCUUCCAGUCCCUCCGAGUGCUAGACAUUUCAGGAAACACUUUUUUCGGGCAGUUUCCUAUACUGCCUGCAAUGCUGGAACACCUGGACAUCGGCAACAACAUGAUGUUUGGGCCCAUACCGCCAUCAAUCACCACUCUCAAGCAGCUCUCCUUCCUCUCUGCUGACAGCUGUGGACUCCAUAACAGCGAUGUGGCUCUCCUCCCCGCCAUCACCUCCCUCAAGCACCUGUCACUGAAUGGCAACAGCGCCAUCUCAUCGCUGCCCGAUGCACUCACCAAACUCACCGCCCUCACAGCACUGCACGUGUGCAAUGUCAGCAUAUCUGGGGCCUUUCCUACCGGUGCUACGUCUACCCUUUCCAAGCUCGCGCACCUGAGCCUUUGCGGCAAUAUUCUUGGGCCCGGGCUGCCCAGCGAGCUUGCAAAACUCAAGGAGCUGACUGCAAUAAAUGUGGCCGACAACAGAUUCACAGGGAUUGUUCCCGGCACCUUAUUCUCGCUGCCCCUCCUUCAAUACAUCGACCUGAAUGGCAAUGGCUUUGUGGGGUUGGCUCUUCCAGCUGGUGCCAAUCUUGCGCCGCUCAAGACUCUCAAGUUGGGCAGCAACAAGCUCUCUGCAAUCCCUCCCUUCGUGUCCUCUCUUGCUGCCUUGCAGCACCUUGACGUGAGUAACAACAGUCUCUCGGGCCCACUUCCACCCAUCGUCACUACACUGGCAACUUUGCAGCACUUGGACCUGAGCCGCAACAGCCUGGCAGGCGAAUUCCCCAUGACCUUGUCUUCCCUUUCGUCUCUCGAGCACCUAGACCUCUCUCGCAACAAGUUUGAGGGCAUGUUGCCGACUCUCACGGAUCUUUCCCUCUUGACAACCGUAAAUCUGGGGUUCAACAGCUUCUUUGGCCCUGUGAUUACCGCUCUGGGCAGCAUCAGCAACCUCCAAGAGAUUAAUCUGCAGAGCAACAGUCUGCAGGGGCAGCUUGACCCGGGCUUCAGUGACUUCACGGUUCUCAAGACACUUGUGUUGUCUGACAACAGCAUCCAGGGUGCACUACCAACUGGCUACUACCAAAUCGCCAGCCUGCAGCAUCUGGACAUGAGCAGCAACCAGUUCUCAGGCUCGCUUCCCAAUGUGUGGAAGUCCCUCGCCAGCCUCAAAACCUUGAACCUCUCGCGCAAUGGCCUGACUGGUAGCGUCCCGGACCAAUGGAGUGACCUCAGCAGCCUUACUGCUCUUGAUCUGUCGUACAACAAUCUGGAGGGCGAUCUUACGACGUUUAUCGUGGAGGCCUUGACUUACCUUGCACACCUUCGCCUGAACGACAACACUUUCAAGGGCCCAAUGCCGACGCACUUCACAGUGCUUUCGCGCCUCAACACCGUGUCCCUCAGUAACAACGCCUUCUUCGGCGAUAUUUCAGGAUUCUUCGGACGCUUUCCCAUGCUCACUUAUGGCAACCUCAGCCACAACCAGCUCUUUGGUCAAUUGUCAGAGGAAUUCGCAGGCGCCCGAGCUCUUCAAGUGCUGGACAUGUCCCACAACAUGAUUGGAGGGGACCUAAACUUCAUGAACGUUCUCAGUGCAUCUACCAUCAAAUACCUGGACCUUUCCUACAACGAGAUUGCGGGCCAAAUGCCCUGGCAGUUGUCACUUUUAACGGUCCUAGAGCAUCUCGACAUCAGUGGCAACACCAUCGAGUUGUUCGGUAGCGACAAGGCUGGAUACUUGCCGCCCACCAUCACAGCCUUGAGCUCGCUCUCCUUCAUUGCGCUGGGCACCAGCACACUUCAGGACGUGCUUCUCUUCCCCUCCUUCACCAAGCUCAAGCACCUGUCACUGAGUGGCAGCGGCAUCUCAUCGCUGCCUGGUCAACUCACCCGACUCACUGCCCUCACUUCACUGGAUGCAUCUGGCAUCGGCCUGACAGGCCCCUUCCCACCUGCAGUCACCUCCUUCUCUCUCCUUGUUCACCUCAACCUGUCCAGCAACAACCUGGAAGGCGCCAUACCCGAUAAGCUUGCCUCGCUGCGCUUUUUAAAGACACUGAGCCUUGAGAACAACGUGCUCCAGGGCAACAUUCCGGGGAAGCUGCUUGCGCUUCCCCUGCUCCAAUCACUCAUCAUGCGCAACAAUUCCCUGACUGGUGUCACCUCCCCAGGGCCCAUCCCAACGCCAAGUCUCCAGAUCCUUGACCUGGGCUACAACAAGCUGACCGCCAUCCCUGAUUCAGUUUUUGACCUCACCACCCUCCAGCACCUGUACCUGAACGGCAACCUCAUAUCAGGCACUAUCCCAAUGGACCUCUCUGCUCUCGUCACUCUCAGCACACUGUGGCUGAACAACAACCACCUGUCAGGGACCAUCUCCCCCUUCUUCUUGACCCUUGGCAACCUUGUGACGCUCAAUCUGGCCCGGAAUCUGCUGACGGGGGAGAUCAGCGAGAACCUCUUCGAGACCCGCGGAACUGCCAUCUCGCGGAGCAGGGCAGGCCAUGCUGCGACUGAGGGGGAUGGCCGUCCGCUGCAGCUGCAGAGCCUGUACCUCAAUGACAACUUUCUGAAUGGCAGCAUUCCCUCCUCAAUUAACAGGCUUCGACAGCUCGAUGACCUCCAGCUGCAGAACAACCGGCUAACUGGGCCCAUAGACAGCGUUGCCACUCUUAACAACCUCAGAAGCCUCCAGGUGGCCAACAACGACCUCUCGGGUACCAUUCCAGCAACCAUUGGAGGCAUGCUGCAGCUUGAGAUCCUGGACAUGAGUGGCAACCGACUGAGUGGGGAGAUUCCUGAGGACUUCACAGGCCUUAUCAAGCUCACAGUCCUCAACCUGCGGGAAAACCAGCUCACGGGCCGGCUACCCGACCCCCCACCCAACAUCCGCCAAUACCAACUAGACAAGAACUACUUCACGCAGGGCCUCUCCUCCCCGCCCAACUGCUCAGCCGUCAUCUCCUUCCGCGGCAACUGCCUCAGCCUCUCUGAGCCCGCGAUCGCCUGCCCUGGGGACAAGCAGCAGCCACCCGAGGUCUGCUCGUCAUUCUGCGGGCUCUCUGCCACGGAACCCCCGUGCAACGGCCAUGGCGAGUGCCUCCUGGAGGGUCCCAGCAAGGUGCCAGUGUGCAAGUGCGACGUCGGGUUUAAAGUCGGGGAGUACAGGGGGAGCUGUGUGCCAUUGGUCGGGGGGUCCACGUUGAUUGCUCUGGAGCCCGUUGCAGUGCCGUCUGCGCUGACUCCGUAUGGGGAUGCGAUCGUGGGCGCUGUGAACAAGUCAUUCACUCUCACGCCCGCUGAAGCGGGCACGAGUGGCGCGGUGUUUCUCUCGGCGCGAGUGCCGCUCUUCUCCUACCAGCUCGUUGCUGACAGCUGUGGCCGCGAGCUUGCCUUCUCCUCCUCCUUCGCCUUCACUCUCGCCCGCCCCGCCUCCUCCCCCUCCGGCUCCGACGGCUUUGCCUUUGUCGUGGCCUUUGACGCCACCCCCCCGGCAGAGGCGGUGGCAGGCGGCAUGGGGUAUGCCGGGAUGGGCGGGCGCAGCGUGGCUGUUGAGUUUGACACGUGGCAGGAUGAGGGCAACAAGGACCUGGACGGCAACCAUGUGGGCAUCAAUACCGGCGGCAAUGCCAUGUCGGUGGUCACGGCCGCCGCCCCCACCCCUCUCAACGACGGCACGCCAAAGUAUGCCUGGAUCGAUUACGACCCCUCCGCUGCUGCCGCCGCUGCUGCUCCUGCGGCUGCUGCUGCCUCCCUGCGUGUCUUCCUCUCCUCCAAGCCAUCCCCCCGUCCAACCAAGCCCGUCCUGUCUGCGAGGUUGUCCCUGUGCGGCAUUCUGCAGCCCAGCAGUUCGGAGUACACCUUUGCCGUGGGCUUCACGGCAGCCUCAGGCACCCAGGCUCAGAGCCACGUCAUCUCGUCCUGGUCCUUCGCCACUCGUUUCCCGCAGCAACCCUCUAAACGUGGUGGCUUGCCUCUGGGGCUGCGUGUGAGCGAGGCGGCGAUCAGUCCAUCGGGCAUGAACACGCUGUUCCGCUACGCCAGCGCGGGCAUCUUGCCGCAGGAGGGUGGCGACGGUCGCGACCAGUACGAAGUGCACCCCACCUCCACGUGGAUCCGCGACGACCUGUUCUGGCCCGUCAAGCAACAGACAGCCUGCGGUGACUGCUGGGCGUACGCGGUGGUGGGGGCCAUCGAAGCCGCCUACAGCAUCAUGGCGAACCUGUCGGUGGCGCCGCCGCUCUCUGCGCCGCAGCUGCGCGCCUCCAUGCGCGCCGACUGCCAGGGGGGGUCGCCCUCCCAAGCCUUCAGCUUCCUCCUAAACAGCAGCCGCGGGAGGAAGGGCGCGGAGAGGGGGAGCUCGCCCAAGGACGAUGCGCGGCGCAACGCGCUAGCGAUUGGGGUUGCUGCAAAGCAGAGGCAGGAGAGGAGCCCUCUGUGCAUGGCUCCGCUGAUUCCUCUCCUGAAGCUUCUCGGUAUUACCUGCAACAGCAAGGGUGUCACCAAGCAGGCAUUGACUGGCGAUCUUCACAUCAGCGGCUUUGAGUCCACGGCCUUCUAUGGCUGGCUUGGGCUACUGCUGGCAGUGCAGCGACAGCCAGUGGUGGUGCACAUUGAGGCAACGGCUGCAUCUUUCAAGGACUAUGAUGGGCUAUCCAAGUACCAGGACCCCGCGUGCUUCACGUACAACCUGAACCACGUGGUGCUGCUGGUGGGGUACCGCCUGGUGGGCAAGGACACCCGCUUCCCCAACAUGGCGCCGCCCUAUUGGAUCAUCCGCAACUCAUGGGGCGCGGAGUGGGGCGAUGGGGGCCACAUGCGCAUGGACAUCCAGGGGGGCGACGGGGUGUGCGGCAUCAACUCCCUGCCGGGCCUCUACCCCAUCGUCAGAGCGACAAAGGACCCGUGCAAUAUUGCGGCGAGGAGGGACGCCCUGGGGUCGCUCUUCAACCCAUGCGGCAAAUUCACCUGUGAGGUGGACGGCGACACCAACCGGUGCCACUGCAACGACUCCAGGUUCAUCGAAGCCACGAACGCCGAUGGCUCCCGCACAUGCGCCUACAUUGACGCGUGCAAGGUCGCAUACAGGAAUCCCUGUGGACCGGGCACGUGUGUGAAUGACGGGGCGGGGUCGUACUCGUGUGUGUGUCCUCCGGGCUUCAGGCAGGGCACCACUGUGGACGGCACUCUCUCCUGCGCUCCAGGUGACACGCGCAGCCGCUUCACGGUGACAGCUCCCAACAUCUUCUGCUCUGACAUCUACUCCCUCUACGGCCUCUCGCUUGGGCAGUUCCACUUGCAGAAUCCCUCUGUGGUGGACUGCACCUCGCCUCUGCCCAUCGGCACGGUGCUUGUGCUCAACCCACCGCCCUCACUCGCACCCUGCUCCGUCUUCUACACGACCACGGAGGGCGACACAUGUCUGUCCGUGGCCCAGUACUUUGACCUCGCCGACCACUGCUCGUUUGACGUCCCCUGCGAGGCAGCCUUCCAGCUCCUCAACCCGGGGGUGGACUGCUCGCUAGAAGACGGCCUGCAGCCAGAUCAGGCGGUGUGUGUGGAGCGCAGCGUGGAGGCAGCGGGGCUCAUCCCGGUGUGCUCGCAGUACUACCUGGUGCAGAGCGGCGAGACGUGCGAGGCCAUCCGCAACGUGCCCAACCCGCCUCUCUCCCCCGUUGACUUCUUCCGCCUCAACCCCGGCAUCAAGUGCAACCGCCUCAUUCCAGAAACCGGCCUGGACAUAAGCACGGGAUUUGAGGCAUGUAUACAGGCUUCCGACCGCUACACCGCCGGCACCUGUCCCAAGACCAAGGGGUACGUAGCAAGCGCCAGCGACCGCUGCAGCUUCAUCCAGCUCAAGUACUUCAAGGGCAUCCGAGGCUGCUACAAGCGCAUCAACGGCUACGAUUGCCUUGAUAAGAUCCCAACAGGCAGCAGAAUCUGCCUGCCAGAUCAAGGCAGAAUUCGCCAAGGUAUAUGCACAGUAUGAUAGCUGGGUUUCAUGCUUACUGUCUGUUUCCGUUCCGUAGUCUGUAUAUUGUAGCUCUAGCAGUGUGUUCUAUGCCUGGUACAUCAUUUAGUGCAUGCACUACAUGUAUAACAGCAUUUAUAUAUAUAAGUGAUCAACCUC